GGCCGCGGGGGCCGGGGCAGCGCCCCCCCCAAUGGCAGGCGGCGGCUGCGCCCGGACGACACCACCUGGUACCUGGACACGGACGAGCUCAGCCCGGGGGACGCCUCCCCCAACGGCGAGGCCGGGCCCCCGGAGGCCGAGGAGGGCCGGGGGUCUCGGGGUGGGACCCCCCGGCUGCUGCGGCGGGCGCUGAUGAAGGGCUCGGCCCUGUUGGCGUCCCUGGGCCUGGGCCGGGACCUGGCACCCCCCGAGUCCCCCCGCAGCCCCCCGCCCUCCCCCGGCCUCCUGCGCCUCUCCCCGCGCCGCUGGGAGCGGACCCUGGGGUCCCCAGAGUCACCCGGGACCCCCGAGAUGGGCCGUGCCUGGAGCCCCGGGACCCCUGAGCCGAGCCAAGCCCGGAGCCCCGGAUCCCCCGAUCCCGGCGGAGCCCGGACCCCCGGGACCCCCAGGACCCCUGAGCCGAGCCGAGCCCGGAGCCCCGGAUCCCCCGAUCCCGGCGGAGCCCGGACCCCCGGGACCCCCGAGCAGGGGCGAGCCCAGAUCCCCGGGUCCCCAGAUCCGAGUGGAACCCGGAGCCCCGGGACCCCCAGGAUCCCCGGGACCCCCGAGCAGGGGCGAGUCCGGACCCCCAGGACCCUGGAGCUGAACUGGUCCUGGACCCCCGAGCUAGGGGGAGCCAGGACCCCCGGGACCCCCGGGACCCCCGAGCUGGGCCGUGCUCGGACCCCCGGGACCCUGGAGCUGGGUCAGCCCCGGACCCCGGGGACCCCUGAGCCACGCCGUGCCCGGACCCCCGGGACCCCCGAGCUGGGGCUGCAGCCGUCACCCCGGGGGGCGCGGAGACCCCGAGAGCUGAGCCCAGCUGGGACCCCCGAGUGGGGCGGCCGCGGGAACUCGGGAGUCCGGCGGGAUCCCCCCGCCCCCGUGCCCAGGACACCCCCCCGAGGGGAGCCCGAGCCCGCCGAGGGGACCCCGGAGCCCGGGACACCCCUGGGGGGGGACCCCAGCACCCGCCAGGGGGGCUCCGGCCUCUGGGACACCCCCCCGAGGGGACCCCGCGCCCGGCGGGGGGACCCCGGAGCCCGGGGAGCCCCAAAAGGGGACCCUCGGCCUCUGGGCCGGGCGUCGCUCUCGGGGGGAGCCUCUUGA
This is a messenger RNA of Pseudopodoces humilis (Tibetan ground-tit), 1149 nucleotides long. Lineage: Eukaryota; Metazoa; Chordata; Aves; Passeriformes; Paridae. The record is from RefSeq and is a predicted model, not a curated record.